AUGAAUAAAACUCUAACCAUCGAAUUAGUUGAUGGGAGAAAACAAGAAACCAACCAAGAAGCACUUCUUAAUAAUCCUGAGAUUGGAGAUUAUAGAGCUAAAUGUAUUAAAGCUCAAGUGAUUAAUCUCAAUCAACCUGAAUGUAAUUCUGUAUUUAUUACAAGGCAACAAUUUAUGAGAAUACCUUCAAAUGAAAAACUGUUUAGUUUAUAUCCAACUGAAGAAAAAACUUUUAAUGGGAAAUAA
Molecule: messenger RNA, 246 nt
Organism: Diversispora eburnea
Lineage: Eukaryota; Fungi; Glomeromycota; Glomeromycetes; Diversisporales; Diversisporaceae
Source: the annotation of a GenBank genome assembly